Chara braunii is the source of this 2845-nucleotide messenger RNA. Lineage: Eukaryota; Viridiplantae; Streptophyta; Charophyceae; Charales; Characeae. The record is from the annotation of a GenBank genome assembly.
GUUCACAAAGAUGUCUUCAAGCCAAAGGACAAGGACAAGUACUACUAUUACCCUGUUAACGGACAACACACCGUGGCUGUUGUGAAGGAGUUGGAGGGUUAGCCAAUAUUCGUAUUGUGGAAGAUGCACUCGUGGCCGGCGAGAGUGGUGUGGUUCUCCGACCGAGAUUUCGCGGGCUAUAGGCUGGUCAGUCUCAACGAGAACACGAGACACAAGAGGUCCAAGCAGCGAUCGCAGAAGGCCGCGUUCUUGGACAUGCGGGAGGCAUGGGAGAAAGAAGGAAGGUCGAUGGCCAUUCAAGGGAACCCUUCCGGCAAGGAGGCCGAAAAACAAAAGUUUAUCGAUUUCCAAACGCUGAUUUUGGCAAAGAGUCCGAACGAAGCUCACUGGUCGUUGGCGGAAAAAGAUUUGCCGCUCGCCGACACGGAGUAUUUCGCUGCCGUUGGCAAUGCAUUGAGGCAGUGGAUGCCGCUCGUGACGGCCGGUGAUGACAUUUUCCGGAAAGCCAUGGAGUUCUACGCGAAAUGGGCGGAGGGGAAGUUGUUGGGUGGCGACGACAAGACGCCAUUGUCGAGGCCGGGCAAAUACAUGCUAGACAAAUCUCCAGGUCUGCAAGCAAUGCCGGAAAUGGGCUCGAAAGGGGCGGCUGGUGAAACGAAGAUGGGGUGGCUUGUCCGGGUACCUCCUCCUCCUACCAAAAAGAAAACGCAAGCGGACGACAAGUUUUUCGUGGUCAUGAAGGAGCCAGACAUGUUCUGUUGGCAGUGUCUCGCCGACAUGACCGAUGUCGAGAAACUGUCGAUCCUUGACGACAUUCUCGUGCUAAGGGGAGUGUUCGUGCAAUCCGCGGGCGGCCAUCUAAAGCGUCAGCAUAAACCUGGAAUUAAAGACAUGGUCGCGACGAGGAAAGUGGACCGUGUGAUGCUCCGUACGUUCCACUACAUCUUGUUCCUUGAAACCGAGGAGAACAAACGUGUUUGGCACCACGGGAGCCCAUUUUUUCGGACCGAGGGUAAGCUUCAGGAGGAGUUCGGGCCGCAGGGCCUCACGAAACAGGUGUGGGUCGAAAUGCGAAAGCAUUUCCAGGGCGCGGUGGAGUACGUGAACACUUGCAAACGUACUCUUCCGCACGAGGAGUCCAUCGACGACGAGAAGAGAUUGUACGAUGAUGACAGAUUCCCUAAAUCUUCCGAAAAGUCUGUCCGUUCCAUCUUGCGACGGACGGAAGAAGAAGUUCGAGACACGAUCAGGGUCAGCAGGGAUGUGAGGCACAUCAAAUGGCCGGACCUCAACCAGGUGACCAGCCUUAUUCCUUUCGCUUUCCUGGCUUCCCAAGCUCACAGUCAUGUCACUGCGAUCCAUGAGGUUGUGCGACAUUACGUGUGCAACCUGUACGUCCUCGAUUUGUGUGAUGCCACACUUCUCACAGACUGGCGAGAAGACGAUUUCGCCAACUUGCAAGGCCUUCUACAAACACUUUCGCCAACGCACUGGGCACUUGUGAUCUUUUUCCCCUCUCGUUGGGAGCUCAGUUUCUUGAAAGGCAAGGCCAGGCUUAGCGUCCAUCACGUCAGGACAGGGAAGUGGGUAUGUAAUGCACAAAAGCAUGCCAAUGUCGGGGAAGACAGUAUGCUGGUUGAGGAGUGUGACCGCGUGUACGUGAUUUUUAAUGGCGAGAAGCUGGAAGACAACACAUUCGCAGUCUACUCGGCCAGUAGCCUGACAAAGGCUUCCCGUGCUCAUGGUCCAAGUCCGGCCAAACACAAGGUGAUGGGCUGCUUGAAAGCUGUCUGUUCGUCGGACCCAUUAGGACAGGUUGUGGCGUAUUUCGACGUGGCGGAAGAGGAAAGGUUCUCUCGUAGCAUGUGGGAGGACGGCGGCGUGACAAGUUCUCAAGGACCUGCUUACGGGGAGAUGAAGCAGAACCCAUCCCUUCUACUUGGUCUACUCGAAAACUUUUGCAAACCUGGUCAAACUGUUUUUUUCUUUGGGAAGGCGCAUGCGUAUGUCGUGUGGGAACUCCUGCGCACCGGUCGGAACGUCGCCGCGUUGGAGACGGAGGCGAAGAUGAUCGAUUACCUUCACGAGUUCGUGAAGGCACGCGUUGCAGACACUCGCAAUGCUUGCGAGUUUGUCCAGACCACCAGCGAACGAAACUGGGAUCCCAAACGAGACAUGUAUGGGAAAUUGCCGGGGAACAAAAGGACGGACGUUUGGGACUUCCUUUUCGGACCCAGACCGCCUGGUCCGACCGACCUCGAAUACAGUCGACGAAGAAACCUAGUGUUCGCUGUGCUCAAUGGGUACCACAGUGCACCCAGGGAGUCUGUCUCGCACUUCCUGAGAAGGCUGGAGCACGUUUACUUCACGUUGGCCGAACCUCUCACUCUCAAAAACUACAAGUCACAGUUUGACGAGGAGGACCCUUUCGACGCUAAAGACAUGGAGGAGCUGAGCAACUCCAAAACCUUCGAUUUCGAGUCCAUGCCACUUCCUCGGGUGGUUGGACAGGUUGGUGAUGAAGAGGAAGGUGGCCCUCGGAGAUAUAGCACGUCCCCGAACCAGUCGACGACCAAUCGUCUAAUGACGGGGAGGAAGAGAGAGACUAUGAUCACAAACCUUGUGACAGGGUCCCUGUGGACCAUUACACCUGGCAGAAUGACAGACUCUACUUCUUCGGCAAGCAUCACCGGUUCACGUCGGAGGAUGUCUGGGGACACAACGUGGUCUGGCACCCGAGGAUAUUCCAACCUGCUGUGAGGAAUGAAAUAUGGGUCAUGGCAAUAAAGGAGGCCGAUGGCAAGCGGAAUGGACUGAAGAGACUGGGAGCGGGUGCAUUUAUGAG